This is a messenger RNA of Ruditapes philippinarum (Manila clam), 3970 nucleotides long. RefSeq names its product ABI gene family member 3-like. Bases 648 to 908 code for a protein of 86 amino acids. The transcript is spliced from 3 exons. The record is from RefSeq and is a predicted model, not a curated record. Lineage: Eukaryota; Metazoa; Mollusca; Bivalvia; Venerida; Veneridae. Gene Ontology annotation, molecular function: protein binding.
AGUAAUAGCACCACACCUACAAAGUCAGAUAUAAUAUCCCCGCUUAAAGAUACUUCAUUAGGUAAGUACUUUCCUGGAAUGAAAUAUUGUCCUCUGUAUAUUGUGUAUAUGACUGGGUGGGCCUUCUGAAUCUUGGUAGAAUAUAUUUCAUUCUCCUUCAAAUAAAUAAAUGUUUCACUUUGUCAAGUUAAAAAGAGUCAUAAAUAGCAAGUUAAAUGACUUCCAUGAAACAUUAAAUUCACAAAUUCUGUUAUUUCUUUGUGAUUAAUUUCGAAAGUCAGGCCAGUCUGCACUUGCAGUUAGUACCUCAUUUUAAAAAAACCUUUUUCAAAUCAGAAAUCCCUUACAAUAACAAUUAUUUGCAAGUUUGGAAUUGAUGGAAUGUAUUGUUAAAAGGUUAGGAAUGUGUUAAUAGACAUUAUUUGUGUUAAAUUGACUCAUAUUGACUUGAAGAAAAAGGGCUUUGUUUUUUCAUAUUGAAACUUGUUGGGUAUAUUACAUGUCUAUAACAUAAAUUUUCUGUAAUUUUAUAUGAGGACACACAAUAUGUUGCUCUGUAACCAUUUGAAGCCUGUGUAUACACAGAGCUUACUUUAUACAAAGGGGACAUAAUCCUGUGUAAAGAAUGUGGCGAUAAAAAUGGUUGGAUGAGAAGUAUGAAUGACAGCACGAAGCUCGAAGGAUGGAUACCAGCUACAUACGUUAAAAAGGGAGAAAUAAUGAGAACAUUAUAUCAGGCAGUAAGGGGAUACACAGCUCAGAUAGAUGGUGAAUUGACCUUCUCUAAAGAGCUGAGUGAUUGCGACCGCCCAAGAUGGUAUCUAGGAAUGCUAGCAGACGGCACAACUGGUCUCUACCCAGCCAACUACUUCAAACCUAGUCCAGUUAGUGCACAAAGUGAAGCUUAAACCCAACUGGUCUUGUCUGAUGGGUCAGCUUUAAAACCGUAACCUGCUGAAUUUGUAUAAAAUCUACUGCAUGGAUAUGAAAGCUGGCCAGACUCUAAAACUUGUAACAAAGGCUGAUCACUUUUGGUUCCAGCAAGAUAACACUUAACAGAACCAUAUUGAUAUGAUACCAAUAAAUCAUGAUUAGUUGUUUUGCAUGAGUGUUGAAGAAUCUUAGACAAUGUUAACUAAAAAAAUGAAUUUAGAAGCUGUAAGAACUUCUUCAGAAUCAUUGCUAAAGUAAAAUAAACAAAAUAUAACAUCACAUAGUGUUGCCAAUUGACUGGUUAUACUGUUAGACUCCUAUAGAGUGCUAUUGUCAGUACAUGUCAUCAAGGCAUAGACAAACUUUUGAAAUGUAUUGCUAUGUUAUAUAUUGUAUGAUCAUCCCACUUCUGACACCAUGUUAUGUUGUAUGGACGAUAACAAGAUUCAAACUAUUCUACAAUUUAUUAUAACCAUUUAAUACAUGUUGUUAAGACCAGAGCUCAAGUGAGAAUGACUCGGGUAUCAGAGAGGCAUGAUCAUAUAAUAUAUAACAUAGCAUUAAUGAAUAUCAAGUGAAGGGAAGUAAUCCAAUUAACUGUACAACUAAACAUGUAAAGAGUUAUCUGACCUUGAUACCAUAACAAGAACUAAACAUAUAGAAAUCUAUCCUAUGGGAUCAGAACACAAUAUGAAUUUAACCAAUGGUAUCAGAACGUAAUAAUCAAAAAAUCUAACCAAUGGGAUCAGAAUUGAGAAUUGAGAAUUUUAUUUAUCAGAUAUUAUAAUUUAUAUACUUACAGAUAUAGAUACUAUAUGUACAUUGAUAAUGCCUUUUAUUGUUAAUGUAUGAUUGCUGUACAUGAGAUUUUUAUUUUUGCCUUUAUCGUAUAUAUGUAUCAGUGCAAUUGUUAAACUGUGCAAUUUGUCUCCCUUAGUUUAAGUUGUUUUUAUGUUGAUUUUUAUUUUGUCAAAUUGAUAUUCUCUUGACAGUAUCAGUAUGUUUAAAGACCUAACAAGACAUUUUUUUCAUUGUAAUCAUAUAAAAGUUAACUAUAUGUUUAUGUGUCAGAUUCAGUUGUUUGUCUAUUAUCAUUUGUAGUCCUUGAUAUGUAGAUCUGCUCUUAAGACAGUACCAAAUGGCAAUCUUAAAGCAGCCUGCCUCCAAAUUCAUGCUAAUUUUCAUGAAAAUUUUGAAAGUGUAUUUUGAGGUAAACUAUUGUUAGGUGAACAAAGAAAGUACUUUACACAUUGCAAAUAGCUCUUACAAACCAUGUAGUGUGGAUUACCAUAAAGAGGUCAAAAUAUGUGAAAUAGCCCUUACUGCAUUAGUAUCACAGUUAAAUUACGGUUAUAAUGCAAAAUCAGUCUUUAAUCGUGCAUAACAAGAAAAUUAUUACUUGAGUCUUGUAUCAUUCUUUCGUUCUUAAAAUCUUAGGAUAUUUCAUUCAAGUUAGAUGUUCUUGAAAUGGAGGCAUGCAGCUUAAAUAGUGAAAGUACUAUGAUAGUUGCCUAUUUUGUGUUCCAUAUUUAAUUGGUGCAUCAAAAUUGCUAAAAGUUUGUCAAUUUGGAAAUAAUUUAAGUUAUCUGAUUAUCGGAAAUUAACUGUAUUUAUACAUGUAUAUAGUGUACAAUUGGACUGCUUUCCAAGUACAUGUAUAUGUACCUCAGUCUUGACUGUUUUUUAUGCCUAUGGAAGGUCUUUAAGCUUACAUAAUUGAUUGUAGAGUCUCAUUUUUGAUGAUCAGAACAAAAUUUUAAUUUGUAAUUUUGCUCUGUACACCUAUCUCUAAUUUUCAUUUGAUUAUUUUAGGAAUAUUUGUUUUUGAACUUAACAAUGGCUGCGUGGUUAAAGUAGGUCACAAACUUGAAUCACUCAUGUGUCACAGUUGUGUGUUGGAAUUCUGUUACAAAUUUUAGAUAUUUUUUUCUUUCUGUGAAUUUUUUUAUCUAGCUACCUUACCUAGCAAACUGCUCUGGUGUCCUCUCUAUACCUGAAAUAAUGCUUAUAGGGACACCUGAGGUUGUCCUCCAUGGGUUAAGCUGAAAAAUUGCCAUAAACCUUUACAGUGUAAAUGCUUCUUACAGCUUUACCAUAAAUAUGCUUUUCUUUAAACACUACAAUGUACCAAAAAUAUACAUUUUGUAUAAUAUUAUGUAAGAAAAUGCUAACUUUAAAUAAUUCUUUUCUGUCUUAACUUACAAGUGUUUACUUAUAUUGUACCCAAAAAAACCCAAACACAAUUAUUAUUUACUUUGUGUCUUGUUGCCAUGGAUACUGUCUGCUACAUUAUAAGAUAAUCUACAGUGCUGAUCUUAAUUGUGUAACUAGUGCUAUUUAAAUGCAAUGUUAUGUCUUUCAUUUAUUUAUUUGCUUUUUUAAAAGAGAUUUUGUUUAUUUUUGUCUCGGAUAUAUGCUUUGUUUACAGUUAAUGAUAAGGUUAAGACUUAAAAUUUAUUUUUUUCCAUGACAGUAGAGUCAGUCACCUCAGAUGAAGCUGCUUGUUUUUAGCUAUAUAAGUAUGGAUUUGAUGGCAGUUUUAUAUUCUUUUACACAUGAAAAAACUAUUCACAAAAUAUCUCCUUAUUUAAAGAAAGAAAAUGAUGAAAUGUAUGAAAUAUCAUGUAUGAGUCAGCAAUUAUGACAAUGUAUGAGUCAGCAAUUAUGACAAUGUAUGAGUCAGCAAUUAUGACAAUGUAUGAGUCAGCAAUUAUGAUGCCCAUGAACAUCAGGUGACUGUCAUAGAGACGUCGUGAAGAAGAUUUUUGUCCCACAACAAAGAAAUUAGCCUCAUAUUGAGCAAUAUGUUCUUAAAGCUGCAUACUUUUCUUAUGUCUAUGUAUUUGAUUCAGUUAAUAUCAGAUUUCAUCGCAAAUUAACUUUUGAUGAAAUUUUACCAACAUACUUUGUAUCAGAUAAAUCAGAUAUUUUAAAUUUAUGAAGGCUUUUUGGGCUGAAAUCAAUGUUAGUCCUAGUUGUUGUUUAUUUUAUUAUAUUUCAAGUAGUGAAUAAGAAUCUUUCUUAUCAAAUUCAAUUA